CUGCUUUCUUUCUUUAUCUUUUCUAUCUUUCUUUCAACGUCUCAGUUUUGAUCAACAAUGGAAGCAAUCAAGGACUUGGGAAUAGCUUUGGUGGCAAAACUGGAAAAAGCGUCUUUGCUUUGGAUUGAGGGCUUUAGAGAAGCUUGUUGUCUUCAUCGCGUUAUCGUUUUCUACUUCAGGUCAAAGAAGCUUUUGAUUCGCACUGGUCAAUGCUUUCUUCUAAAUGGGUUUAUUUUCUUAGGGAGCAUAUUUAUCCUAAACUCAGUUAUCAUCCCAACUCUACAAUGGAUUUUACCUGAUGACUGCUCACAGUUCGAUUCUCAAGAACUCUGCUCUUUUGAUGGUCUUUUGAAAUUUUAUUCCUUCUUACGUUUUGGACUAAUUAAACUCUUUUAUAUCACAUGGUUCUACCCAUUGUAUGCACUGAGCAUUAUUUUAAGCGCUCUCUGGUACAAUGACAUUGCUAAGUAUGGUUUUGAAGCGGCACAGAAGUCUGGUCCUGUGAAAGUGGAUCCUGUGGGACAGGAAGAGAAAUUAACCUUGCAAAAUACAGGUCAUGAGCGAAGACGUGAUGGCCUGGGAGGGAUCAUGAUUGUAAUAGGAGAGCAGUUGUAUUCUAUACUUCUUUUGAGCUUCUUCUUCAUAGAGGUUUCUGUGACAGGAUUUGUACCCUACAUUGGGACGGCACUAAAUUUUCUUCAUGUUUCUUGGAUGUAUGCCUACUUCUGUUUCGAGUACAAAUGGAAUCUUCAUAAUGUAGAUCUGGACAAACGGCUGAACUUUUUUGAAUCUAACUGGGCAUUCUUUUUAGGUUUUGGAUGUCCAUGUGCACUUCCCGUUUUAUUUUGCUCGUCUUUUGUAUCAUCUGGCGUUAUGGCUAUGCUUUAUCCACUGUUUGUUUUGACAGCAAGCAACUCGGAGGCCGAGAAAGUUAUCUCUUCUCAAACAAUUAAAUGGGGAGAUGCAAGAUUGGGAAGGCUUCCGAUAUUUUACGUGGCUGAUGCUUUAUCGAUGAAGAUCUUAUCUUUUUUACCCUCGGAACCUCAUGAACAGCUGCAAGACAAUAAAGUGGAAUGAAAAGACUUUUUUUUUUGGCUCAAGCUUUGGCAGCAUCUUCGAAACAACUAGCCAAACUAUUUGGUGUUGUCCCACCAAUGGGGACAACGUUCAUGGUAAUAAUGACCAUUUCAUGAUCUCUUAAUCAUCUUUAAUUUAUUAGAAUAAUGGUAGUGUGCACAACACGAGCAGAUAAGCCAAACAGCCAAAGGAGAGGACGAGUCUCUAAAUCUAUUGAGAUCAAGCAUAUCCAGAGGAAGCAGCUUCGAGGUAUCUUGUUGUAUAUCAUGUACAUGCAUAGAAAGUUUGGUUUGACUUUAACAAAAAAAAGGUUCCAUAUUGGAAAAGAAAAGGAUUUAUUCUGUAUAGCAAUUAACUUAUAAAAAAAACACCCCACGAGCUUGUUAGUUAGUGUUUGAUUCAUUGUUGUGUGCCAUAACAUAUUUGAUUGAAUGACUUUAUCAUCAUCAGAAUGAUUUCAGUAACUUUGAAGCUAAAAUAUUUCACUGCUUUAUCUUUAUUUA
Molecule: messenger RNA, 1580 nt
Organism: Humulus lupulus (European hop)
Lineage: Eukaryota; Viridiplantae; Streptophyta; Magnoliopsida; Rosales; Cannabaceae
Product: protein EI24 homolog
Exons: 11
Coding region: 58-1077 (339 amino acids)
Biological process (GO): macroautophagy
Cellular component (GO): endoplasmic reticulum
Source: RefSeq, a predicted model, not a curated record